UUGUACCUACAUUUCUAUUAAGGUUGAAGUAAAAUGUCAAAAUGUCCAGUGCAAUGCAAUUCAUGACGAAAUUUUCGCAACCAUAACGAAAUAAUCUUAUCGGUACUAAAACAAUAGCAUUAUAAAACAAUUCUCUUUAUUAACAUAAUAUACUAAUAUUAUGUUAUCGUGCUAGUGACGUUUCGUUUCGUACGCGUACCCGUCGAUAUUCCGAAGCGAAGAGUUGUACAAUAAUAUUUAUUCAGUUGUAUCCAAAUCGUAAUUUUUACGUCACUGUAAAUAAUUUGGCAGUGUUCCUCUGUUUGUGGUGUUUGUUGACUCACAAUAGCUUUAGAAGUGGCGUUGGCAACAAGCUAGUAUAAAAGUGACCUUGGGUGUAACAAUAACAGCUGUUUGCAGUCAUGGAUUCAUUUUUUAGUCUAUUUGAUCCCUCAGAGGGUAGUCAAAAUAAGCCAAAAAAUAAAAAGAGGCACAAACCCGAACAGGAUACGGUUAAGAAGAAACCAGACGCUCCUAAAGGACGCAGAAGAGGCCGCAAGUCAGCGGUAAAGAACGAAACGCUACCAGAAGAAUCAUCGUUCCUCUGCGAGCCGGAUCUCAGUACCGAUCUCCUAGUUAAAGAUGUUAGCUAUAUAGAAAACUUUAUUGAGAUUAAUAAGAAGGAUGAUGAUAAAACAGACCCCGAUAAGAAACCGAGACGAAGAAAUUCAGGUCGUAAAUGCAGACGGAAAAAGAACAAAAUAUCCCCUCUGAAAGACCUACCCAAUCAAGCUUGGGGUGAAAGCAAUACAGAAAAUAAUGUCGAAACGAAAAAUUGGAACAACCAACUCUUAGUUCAAAAAAUAUGCGACGAAAACGUCGGAAAGAAUGUCAACGAUUUAAAAAAUGAAAUGAAGAUUAAAAAUAAAAGGAAUGAAGUGUCGACUAUAGAAAAGUUUCGCGAUAGGGAAGUGUAUAAUGUCAUCGAUAAAUUGGAGAAGGUUAUUUUAAAGGAUGACAUGUACUUGGCCGGCGAUUUCGAUACUAAUGAUUUGGAGAAUGAUUUCUUCUACAGUUCUGAUGAUUUGGAGGAUUUUAUUGAUGAUUCUACUUCUGAACCUGAUGAUUCGGGCGAUGAAGUCUACGGCAGUCUUCCUCCAGAGCCUCGCUUCGGUAACGUCGAGUACAAAUUGCAACUGGUCUCACUGUGCGAAAGGAGGUUUCAACAUCUAGUUACACAGCUAAAAUGGCGUCUACGAUCGGGUGGUGGCAGUGCAGUCUAUGUGCUCGGAGUACGAGACUGCGGAGCUCUAGUCGGGCUCCGAGCGAGGGCUCUGCGUGGCUCUCUCGUCACAUUACGAAGAAUGGCCGGGGCCCUUGGCGCUACACUGACACACGUGACCGCUCGACGAGUAGCACCUCAUCGAGCUGUCGCUGAAGUUUAUGUUAGAAAGUUACCUGAUCCGAAACAGAGCGUGGAACUGAGAGUAGCCGUGAUGGGAGCCAACGAAGCUGGCAAGUCCACUCUCAUAGGAGUACUGACGCAAGGAGAACUAGACAAUGGUAGAGGCAGUGCACGUCUGAACAUGUUCCGUCAUCUGCACGAGGUCAAGAGUGGGAGGACAUCGUCCCUCAGUCAUGAGAUACUCGGCUUCGAUGCUCAGGGUAAUGUCGUCAACUACGGAUGUUCAGAGCUUAUGACGGCUGAGAGGAUUGGCGAGAGGAGUGCCAAGUUGGUGUCGUUCUUGGACCUGGCUGGGCACAGCAAGUACCAGCGAACUACUCUGCACGGCCUGACGGGGUACUCCCCCCAUUAUGCUAUGCUUGUGAUCUCGGCGACGGCUGGUAUAACGCCAAUCACGGAGGAGCAUAUUGGUCUCCUGUCAGCGUUGGACCUUCCAUUCUUUGCGGUGAUCAGUAAAUGCGAGCUCGCCGCCACCGCUGUGAAGACCCUGACUGCUAGACUAGCUGAGUUGCUAGCUGCUAGUAAUAAGAAACCUCUUCUGAUCACUGACGAGAAUCUAGCCAGAAACUGUGUGGCUCCACAGAAGUUGAUAAUAGACUCUUUGGACCAUACCAAGUCUGAAUCUAUUACGGAAUCCUCGGUGAUACCAGUUUUCCCAGUGAGCAGUGUCCGAGGCGUGGGGCUCCGCGCGUUGCAUGCCUACCUACUGGCGCUUCGCCCCCCACAGCCCGCGUCCUCACACACCCAUGAUGAGGAAACGUGUGAGUUUCAAAUCGAUGAGAUAUUCCACGUGGGAGACAAUUCGGGUCCUGUGGUGGGAGGCCUUCUGGCGAGGGGUCAGCUGAGGGAAGGAGAUAGCGUUAUUAUAGGACCUCUGGAAGACGGUUCGUUCGCGAGCACAGUAGUCCGCUCUAUAUAUCGCAACCGCGCCCCGUGUGGCUCGGUGCGAGCGGGUCAGUGCGCCAGUAUAGGGCUGGCGGCGGGGGCGGCGCCCCGACCAGGGAUGGUACUCCUCGCUCCUCCACGCCGCGCCCCCAGGAGACCUGCGUUUGGAGCCUGCGCCCCAGGACAUUGUAAACAAGCUAACCAGCUAAAGCAACUAAUAGAACAGAAUCUAUGUGAAAAGGCGAAACAUCGUAAAAGUGUUCGAAGGAAAAAUAAGAAUUUGUUGCGAGAUAUCGAUUCAGAAGAUAGUCUGACUAAAGACCUAGGUAUGGACAGUAAUAGUUAUGAUGAUGAAGACAAUGAGGGAGCUUUCGAUGACUGUAUGUGCGCUGACAAAGUUCUCCUAGAAGACCCCAACGAUCCUAGAGGAUGUAUCUACUUCCAGGCGUCAGUCCACGUCCUUAGACACUCCACCGUGAUAUACCCUGGCUUCCAGUGUACGGUCCAUGUUGGGAACGUCAGGCAAACUGCUAUCAUAGAGGGUAUAAUGUCUCUACACAACGUGCUCCGAGCUGACGAGACUGCGUCAGUGCUGUUCCGUUUCGUCCGAUGUCCGGAGUACUUGGUCAGAGGGAGGAGGUUGCUCUUCACUGCCGGCUUGGGGACCAGAGGCAUCGGUCGCAUCACUCAAGUAUUCCCAUACGUACCUUGAACACAAUCCAAUCAAAUUCGGUCAAGCAGUUUCGUCUAUUACGACUUUAUAAUAAUCUAACAGAUCUGUUCUCUCGCUCUAACGUAGUGACGUUCUCGUGGUAUAGAAAAGGGUGGAAGAUGUGGUUUUCUCAAGUUAUACAAGAAUUAUUUAGAUUUCUUAUCCAAUAAGUCGACAGUAAUGUUUUAUUUGACCGAGGGUUCAUUUUUCUAUAGUCAGAUAAAUGUUAUCUGAGGAAUAAAAUUGUUGCUGUCACUGUCUUAUAACAACAUUGUGACGCGACAGCAUCAUAAUUAUUCCCCAGGUAACUUUUAUCUAACCAUUGAAUAUCACGCCUUACAUGGAAAGACUUGCUAAUAUGGUUUUCUUUCAGUUAAUCAUCAUUUUAAAAACUUUUUAAUCUAUAUGAAGAGAAAUUAUUAUGACGUAACAAAUUGUGUAGUUUCCUAAGUCAAAAAUAAAUUAAUUCGACGACGUUUCAAUACAAUAUUAAAAAAAUAUUGAAAAAACCUAUACUUAACUACUUUUAUUCAUCGAUCGAUCGAUACAUUAAAUUUUCGAUAUUUUUAUUAGCUAUUUUUAAGUUCUAAGUAAGCUAUUUGACGCUAAAAUACUAUGACGACAUAAUUUGGAAGUUUCAUACAAAUUUCUCGUAGAAAAGUAUCGUUUUUGACAUUUGGAUAAAAGUAUUCAAUUUGACUAGUUGGAAACUACCGUAUUGUGAAAUAUAUUUUUAAGUAGCUGAGUAUUU
Spodoptera exigua (beet armyworm) is the source of this 3792-nucleotide messenger RNA. The record is from the annotation of a GenBank genome assembly. NCBI's taxonomy places the organism in Eukaryota, Metazoa, Arthropoda, Insecta, Lepidoptera, Noctuidae.